CCGCCGCGUCAAGAACCGGCGAAACUGAAAGUGGGAGGAGUCAAGCGAAGAGAUGAGAAUCGGCGGAGGGAGACUAACAUAAUGAGGCGCGCUCCGGUUCGCAUUUAUCGUGCUGUACAGUGCCGCUGCCUGACAUUUAGUUUCUGACUGAGCCUGACGGCAGUUGUGUUGAGUUUGAUAGUAGCGACUUCGGCAGCAAUUUCGUUGUUUUUUUCAUUCGUUCUGAUUUUUUGGGAACCGUUUUUUCAUGUUUACUACUUCCAUUUCUAACUAUUUCGUAGAAAUUAUACAUUAGCUGAUUAUCACUUCAAGGGAAGAUACAAACAAAUCUACAUAUAUGAACUUUUACAAAGAACUUUGGACAUUAUACUAAAAAAAAAAAAAAAAAUCAACCCGUUGAACGGAAAAAGUAGUAAACUUUUGUUUAUCAAGCCGCCUACUAUUGGUUUGAUGCAUUAAAUAGCAGAACGGUUGCCAAGUCAAAAAAAGAAGUUUUGGCGACAAGUUUACAAGCCUUUUUAACGUUUUAUUUCGUCGCUGAUUUCCGAAGCUGAGUUCGCUAGCGCUAUCAUAGCAUUUAUAUAAACUUAUACAAAACUUUAGGAACGUUUUUGAACGUUGUCUACAUAUAUUUUUAAGAAACAAUUUUCGUCUUUGGCGGAAGUGCAACAAAGGUUCAAGGUGAAGCAAUUACAACAAAAAGAUGUCUGCUCAAACAAAUGCUAAACAACGAAUCAGCAAGACGACUAUUGUGGUUCAAAUGAAUGGUAUGGACACGUCCCCAGUCUCAUCGCAGCAAAAUGGGAGUCUGCACAACUCCGUGCAGACCGGAACUUCGACAGAGGAUUCCAAAACCAACCUGAUAGUAAACUAUCUGCCUCAGACCAUGACUCAAGAAGAGAUCAGGUCUCUCUUUUCAUCCAUAGGAGAAGUGGAAUCCUGCAAAUUAAUCAGAGAUAAAGUCACAGGUCAAAGCCUGGGAUAUGGCUUCGUUAAUUAUGUGCGACCCGAGGAUGCAGAAAAGGCCAUUAAUACGUUGAAUGGGUUGAGACUCCAGAACAAAACUAUCAAGGUUUCCUAUGCUCGACCCAGCAGUGAAGCUAUAAAGGGAGCUAACCUCUACGUAAGCGGCCUCCCCAAGUCCAUGACGCAGCAGGAUUUAGAGGGGCUUUUUACCCCUUAUGGACGUAUCAUCACAUCUCGCAUCCUAUGCGACAACAUCACAGGUCUGACACAGCAAAACUCAUCAGGUCUUUCCAAAGGCGUUGGAUUCGUUCGUUUCGACCAGCGCAUUGAGGCUGAGCGGGCCAUUAAGCAUCUGCACAACACCAUUCCUGAAGGAGCCUCAGAACCAAUCACCGUUAAGUUUGCCAACAAUCCCAGCAACAAUGCCAAGGCGAUCACACCCCUUGCUGCCUAUCUCUCGCCACAGAGACGCUUCCCUGGGCCAAUCCAUCACCCGGCGAAUCGCUUCAGGUACAUACCCCUGUCGCCAGUCUCCAGCAGGUACUCUCCUUUGGCCGGCGACCUGUUGGCGAACCCGCUUCUUGCUGGAAACGCAAUGAAUGGCUCUGGCUGGUGCAUCUUCGUCUACAACUUGGCCCCGGAUACUGAAGAGAAUCUUCUGUGGCAACUAUUUGGCCCAUUUGGAGCUGUCCAGUCGGUAAAGGUGAUCCGAGAUCUCCAAACCAACAAAUGCAAAGGCUUUGGAUUCGUCACCAUGACGAAUUACGAUGAAGCUCUGGUGGCUAUUCAAAGUCUCAAUGGAUACACUCUGGGCAACAGAGUGCUGCAAGUAUCUUUCAAGACCAACAAGUGCAAGACAUAAGAGCCGCAACUUGUUCUCCCGACGUCAGUGAUCGUUUUUUCCCCCAUUGAUCGAUUUAAAAAAAAAACGAAGUUGAAUUUUUUUUUCUUUGUCGUUAUUGCGUUUUUCUUUCAAUGAAUGUACUAGAGGUGUAUGCUCUGAACUAUGAAAAUAAGAGAACUAAAGCUCAUACGACUGCAUAUCCUCUAAAAUCUCCGGCAAUGUGGGGAAAAAACUAUUAUGAAACAGGACAUUUUACAUCCUUUUCAUGCGGCAUCACCUAAAUUCAAAGCAAAAUGGUGACAAAUUUUGCCUGGUUGUAUUUCCAAUCCCAAAUUGUUGUCUAGUCAUUGCUUACAGAUGUUAAAUAAAGAUAUAAAACUUCAACAAAAUUGACAGGAAUAAGGAUUUUGUUUUCCUUAAUCAAAAUACUUUUUUGGUUCUCUAAAUUAAUGGACGUCUUGCGUUAUCACUCAGUUUAACACCAGAGAAGCUUUGACUAUGGGUGAUGCCCUGGAAACUAGUCAUGUCUCGAUUUAUAUACUUGUUAACUAUUUAGAAAUGAUUCCAAAAUUUUGCAAAUUUGAAUUUAAAAUUUGGAACAAAAAAAAAAUCGGAUGCCAUACCAAAGAAAUUUUGAGAUUGAUACGUUUCUGUCAGACGAGAGUAGAAUUCUAACUUUUAACAAUCUUAGAUGCGUUUUGAAACUUAAUUUUGGCAAGUCAAAUCUUUUGUUAGUGAUGUGUGUUGGCAGUGUCUGCAUACUUUACAUUUGAUGCCCAUUCCUCUUGUCCUGCUUAGGCCAUUAUCUACUUAAUUAUCUCGAGUGAGCCUGAAUGUUUGCGGUUCAGAAAAGCGCGUUUGGGCUGUUAAAAAAAGCAGAUAACUCUAGUCAGGUCACUUAGAUGCCACAUACUGUUUUAGGAGCAUUGACAUGUUAUGGCGAUAUACACACCAUUUUAACUUAAUUUUUAGUGUGUUAAUGUCCCGUUGAUAUAUACAUAUAUAUAGCAUAUAUACAUAGCACUAUUUAUUGAUAGAUUUGCCUACUUGUGGUUUAUUCUGCCAAAUCUGUUAGUUUAUUAGAGUACUGAAUAGGAUAUUUAUAGUUUCUUGGAAUAUAAUUGCUAUUUGCAAAGGUGUAUUUUUCUUUUUUUAAUAUUGUAUUUAUUUGCUUAGUUGUGCAAAAAAAUAUUUAUUUACUUUUUGCAAUGCGUAACCUAAGUUUAGUCACGCCUUUUGUAUGCACAAUUUUUUUGUUUUGCACUUUUCUUUAUGUGCUUUAAUUUUUUUGCCUUCUGUUUUUGAAUAAAUAAGUGUAAUUUUCUGCAUUGUCUGUCGGAUUUUAUUGCAUGGAACCUCUGAAUCAAUGUUAAUUUUAAAUGUCUGAAAAGCAAAGCUUUGUAACAUGCACAGCAGGUUAAUGUUAUCUCUAAUGUGGCACCUCGUAAAUACUAUGUGUUGGGGAAAUUUGCGGAGAAAUAUCUUGCAAAAUUCUGUCCCUCAGUGGUGGUGGGGAAACAAUUUUUGCUUGUGCGAACAUGAGCAUUGAUCAUUGCAUGUAUUUAUUUUGUGUUCAUAUUUAGCAUGUUUACUUAAAAGCAAAUCUUUAAUUUCUUGAGUUUUCUUUUGACUGGGGUUCAAGUUCUAUGUUGUACUUUUCUUUAGCAUCCGGUGAUUGUUUCUGGCUGUAACUAACUAGUCUUUUUCAUCUGUAGAAUUUGAAUGAUGUCAGAAUGAGUGGUGAAUUCUUUUCUCAGAUUUAUGCACGUAACUGAAUUUUCUAGUAUAAGGCUUCGAUGGCUAGAAUGGCAAGGUAAUUUGCAUCUCGUUUGAACUUGAGCCCUAGUUCACGAAUUCCUUGCAGUUGGACCAUAAGAAAACAUAUGCAUAUAUACGAAUCAAAAUUUGAACUUCUAAUAGCGCUGCAGCAAUGUCUUUCGUUCCACUUGAUGCUGUUUCAAAAAAAAAAAAAAAGUUUAAAGUCAAAGAGAAGCAUUGGCGAUUCAAAUUGAAAUUAUACGCCACUUUUGAGUCGUAACACGAAUACACUUCCACUAGAGAAGUCUAUUUUUAUAAAGUCCUAGACACCUUGUUGGUAGUGCAACUUUUAAACUUGAAAAUAAAAUACGCAUUUUAUUCCUAUAAAUGACAGGAAUAAAAAUGGUAAACAUAUGGUGAGAUUUAUCCAGGUUGUCAUGAGAAGUUGAGGAAUGCCAACCAUUAUAUGCCUCCACUCUAAGGAUCUUCCACGCUGGCCUGCCCUAUAUAUGUAUAUUGUCCACUUACGUGGAUAUAUAUUAGCUGAUAUGAGCGUGUUUUAAUACAAAAUAACAUACAAAUGAAGUGAUUUUUUUUGAAAAAAAAAUGCUAUUUCUUGAAGGUAAGCUAAAUGGAUGAAGUUUGUGGUCACAACUUUGUACAUAGAUAUAGCGGACGUAGUUUGAAGGUAGAAAAAAUUUUUGAUAAAAGGAGCUAACAUUACUUUCGAUGGUUUUAACAAAUUGUGUACGCAAGCACUACCUAUUGCUAUGGGUGAUAGUUAAUGGGUAUGUGUGCAUCAAACUGUUAGUAAACGGACUCGCUAUUGGUAGACCGUUGUUUAAAGUGAGCAAUUGACUAAAGCAAUACAAUAUACUUCGUUAGAAUUGAAUAAACUUUCCUGAAGAGUUGUAUACUUUUCUGUAGGCAAGCGAGCCAAUGAGGGCAAUUUUUUUGAGCCAACUAUCACUCAUCUUUGGAAUUAAUAAAUGGGAGGGGGGUAAACUUUCAUAAAUUCAUCUUUCCUGGUCAUUUUUAGCAAUAGGGAUGCCGCCAUCAAGCCACUCUCGCUGAAUACUGGUGCUGGUUUCUGUUCUGCAUGAAAUUAUAUGAACUGUAUUUUAUGGACGAAAAAUUUAUAGCUCAGAUUUCAUUAUUCUCACCAUACAUGGGUUUAAACUUCAGUCAGAAUUUUAGUAUGUUUCUAUACGGUCCCUAACAUGGAUUCCUUGCCAAAACACCAAGCACAACAUACCACAUUAAUAUGAACACAAGGUGACCAUCCUUUUUAAAAUCUCGGUCUUUAUUGUGAGUCCUUUUAAGAUGGUUCCUCCUUGCGAGGGCAUUGGCAAUUAAUGUGAAGUUAGUAAAUACUAUUUAAUGGUUUCAAAUUGUUGAAUGCGUAUAUUUGUUCAGAGAAGCAUAAGGUGGGCGUGAACUUCCAGAUUUUACUUGUUGAAUCAUGGUCACCUUUGCUCAAGUUGAUUCUGGUGCUUGCGUAUUCAUUUGCUACCAAGGUGCAAUACACGAAAUUUCAAGAAAACUAUCUGUUUACUGUGGCGUUAUAACAUUAACACUAAUCUGUUAUUGGAUGAAACAGUUUUAUACUUCAUUCUAAUAAAAUUGUUAAAUACUUAGAACACCCGAUACCUCAUCCCUCAACUGAAAGUUCAGACAAAAAAAGAACGAAUUCAUAUUUCUUAAACUUGCAAUUUUAUACGCAUUUUACAAGUUUUCUUUCAAUGCAAAUUUUCCAAAGUAGGACACGUAGACUUGUUUAUAAAUAAUUUCUAAAGCAAAGUGAGACUACCUCUACAAUUACCACACAUUUCUUAAAGCGAUGGUUGUAAAUAUCGCUGUUCCUUUUUCAAAUUGAGAUUUCGCAGUUCCUAGAAUAAUUUAAGAUUUCAUUUGUGGGAUUAGAUCGUUUAAAACCUAUCUUUAAGAUUAGCGAAUAUAACGCGACACUGUACAGGAAACUAUCCAAAACUGUAUGGACCAACUUGGCAAUCCAUUUGUGCUUUACAAAUCUUUCGAAGUUUAUUCAUAGUUCAGAAAUAAAUUGAACAAAAUUUUAAUUGCUGAGGGAUGAGGUACUGGGAAAAUGAUUUUAUCUUCCGAAUCUCGAAAAUCAGGUACAAAGGCGCCAAAUAUCUGCCUGCUUGCCUGAUUGUGUUUACCGUUUAAUAUUUGGUUCAAUUGUGACAAUUCUAUGAGCAUCGUUCUUGCUUUCUUUUAUAUAGAAAACAAAGCGUCCUAUUUGUGCGUCUGUUUCAUUUGUUAGGUAUAUACCUCAAUAUAUUACUCUCAAAAUAAAUCGAGGCGACGUUCAGUAGCAAGCGUAUCUUCAACCUUUUCGUUGUGGCAUUGAUGUAGUUUAAAAAGAACUGCACGUUAGUUUAUAUGGAAAAACAUGCACGGUAACUUUCAAUGUAUGUGGGGGGGGGGGUGAUGAUUGUGCACGAACCACAAUUGUCUGAAACAUUAUACAAAUUGCAUUUAAGACUUCGUAUUCGGUUGAAAGUUUUUGCUCUGCGCCCGUUGACAAUGAAUGGUGCAGCAGUCUAAAUUUUGCAUUUAUGAGAAUCAGCACUUCAAUCUUAUUUGGGAUUUUAAUCGGAGGCAGAAAGGCAAUUGGAAAAUCGGUACAUUUUCAGUGUUUGUAAGCGAAACGCUAUUAUGAGUUAAUCCCUCAAAAGAAAAAUGUUGAAAACGACUGUUCCCAUUCUCUAUACCUUUCACUCGCUAGAGACAAGCUAUCAUUCAUGCUUAAGUACAAUUCACAUUAAUAACAUGCUAUUGGCUCGUGACAAUUUUAUAACAACGUAGCUUGUGUAAAUGCUAUAUUUUUGCAAAUCACGUGCAUUUAAAACGACGUCCCCCCAAAAAAACAAACCGGUGGCUGUUCAACCUUUGUCAUAAGAAUCGUUGGGUCUCUCGAGUUGAGCACAGUAGUCAACUCGUGACGGAAUAAAACCGACUAGGCGAAAAUGUGUCGUGGUUGUAUUGCUAACUUGUAGAUUUAGGUAAACACUGAAUGCGAUGCUAUUAAUUUGUUUGAUUGGACUGACUUGUAUUUUUCUCUUAUGAAUAUGAAUCUCACCUUUGUCUUAGUGCUGUUUGAUGUAACUAUUCUCCAUAUAUUUUCACUUGUAUUGCCGGCCAUUCUAGUUAAUACUGAUAAUCGGCUUGAUAUUUUUCAACAUAAUUGAAUAUUGUACUUCACUUUUUCUCUCUUCUCUCUUUAUAUACUAUAUAUAUCCAUGAUCUGUUAAACGAUGGUAUCAUUACCAAUUUAAUACUCAUGUAUGUGUAUAACUAUGCAUUCCGACAGUGUUAUUUAUUAAAUAUGUUGCUGCUGAGACCCUUUUAUCCAAGUAGAACUUACGAAUUCCCAAUACUUUUGAAUAUGGUAGAAAAUCCUCCCCCUGGUAAACAACUGACUGUAAUUUCUCGUGAGGUUUUGGUCGACAUAUAGACAUUCAACAUUGAGUAGCCUCUUUGAACGUCAUUAGGAUAGUUUUGUGCUGUUUAUCGUGUUUGCUUUUCUUCGUGUAGAUGUUCAGUUGUUGCGAAAAAAAAGUAUUUAAGCUAAGUGUAGGAGUUAUUUACGUAAACUAGGUCAUUUUUUGCUCGUGUAUAAUGUUUGCUAUUUAUAAGGAAAUAUUGAUUAUAAAUUAUUGCUAUUUAAUUCCGAGGUUGACUUUUUUCAUUGAAGAAAAUCUCGGUGAAGAUUUAUGGAUGAAAGUUAUUGUAUAUCUUAUUGUAUUGCGUACUUAAUGAAUUAUUGUUCUCUAAUUAAUUUAUUGCGAGGAAACGAAGUGAUUAAAGAAGUUAUAUUCUAGUCAUUUUUUCAGUGACCUCUCUUUUAUUACGUCGUGAUGUAUCCCUUCGCUACGUAAAAAAAAUAAUAAAAUAAUCUCGGAAACAAUUUUGAAGGAUUUUCAAUAACAAGUUGACCAAAAUAGCACUACUCCUUUUUUUGGCCUGUUCAAAAGUUUGAAAAUGAACCAGUAUUUUUCGGAUCUUAUUGUAUUUUAAUUUUGAUAACAGCUGUGACUUAAGACGAUGAAAUAAAAUUUACUUUAUACUCUGGAAUUCAAAAAUCAUUCAGAAAGACCAAAAAAAAUGCUCAUUGAUUUCACCUUAAUCUUUAAAUCUAAUAAAACGAAUUCUUUGUUUGCUUAAACAUAGUUAAAUAUUUUGUUAGCGUCAUUGAGUGUAACUAACAAUGAGUCGAGCAAACUCGAAUUGAUUUAACACAUGUUUGAGUUAAUCAAAAGUAAGAUUUUUUUUUUUACACAUCUAGAGAAAAAUGUUAACGAAAACUUGAAAUUCCAUGAGGUAAACAGAGAUUCGUUUCUUUGUGUUUUACAGUAUAUUUAUCUAUCCGAAUCAAUAUUCUAUCAAUGUGUACAUUUAUAAAAAAAUGCACAUAUUAUAUUUUAUAUUAAAACGUUCUAUCAAACAUUCCAUUGUUAUACAUGGUUUUCUAGUCAUAAAAUAUUUGCACUAAAAUUCUGUAUAUCUAAGAGUUUUAUGUUAUAAAAUAUAUCAAAAAGUACGACUACUAUAUUUUGCGACAAUUUGAUGCAAGAAUUUUCCAAUUUCAAAUGCAGUAAAGAAAAGUUAAUUAUAAAAUGAAAAUAUACUGAAAAAUAAAACUGUGAUAAAAAUUUUAUCGUCUGAUUUUCUUCUCAACGUUCAAAUUUUUACAAAUAAAAAAAAAAUGCCAGUCGCAUUGAAACAUUCCAUUUUCGAUCAUUCCAAUUAUGGAUUUUUUUAGUCAAUGAAGUUUUUAAAAUCCAUCUGAUGCCGAAAAAUACUGGCCAGUUACAUAACCUUUCAGAAUGCUAGAACAAUUCUGUCCCCUGUUCAUCGUCUUAGGGACUUUUUCGAACAUUUGUGUGGUCGUAGCUUGUUCAUUGCGUAACCUGUUAUUUAUGCAGUUACUACAUAUGUAUUACUGUUACCUCCGCAAUUUAACUGGAAUGGCCUCUAUUAUUUUUGGUCACAAUUUGCUGCUUUUACAGGUUCUCUAAGCAAAACAGAAAUUGAAACUGUCGUGCGAUGGUGUGGUUCCUUGGCAAAAAAAAAAAAAAAAGUAAUAGAUGGUGGUUAGGCAAAAUUCGUUAAGAUAAAAUAAAAGGAAGAAUUAAUCUGGUCUUUGACAAAUGAAGAGCAUCAGUAAUACUUGAGAAUGCUAAUUAUUUCUGCUGCAAACUAUUUGCAUAAAGCUAGCCGAAAUAAAAUCAAAAAAUGUAAUAAAUUUCAGCAAUUAUUUUUUAAAAAAAAAGGCCAGUCUUAGAAACUGUUGCUAUUUAUGAGUUUGAUUUGCGCCGCAUUUUUAUUCCGUCAAAUUUGUUGAGCAAUUAUUAAUUUAUCACGUGAUAUAGGACAGUCCUACCAUCGUGCGACGGUCUGAGGGAAUGACAAAAGCGAGUAUCCAUUUUUCAGCUUGAACACGUCUCACGGAGUACUAAAUACGAAUUUCGGCCAACGUAUUAAAAUCUAAAAAUAUCGCUAGUCUUUCUUUUAUACAAAUAUAUAUACAUAAGUUGAAUUUGCUAGUCUGGUCUUGUCUCUGUAAAAACCAUAUAUCUGUAUAUAUAUGUUUAACAGAGAACAAAACAGGAAAAAAGCUUUAAAAAAAUUUUCAAUUCGAAGGGGUUGCAUGAGAAUUCUAUAUAUAUAUUAUAAUGAAAUAUAUAUAUAUACAUAUAUAUACAUACUACUUUUGACUUUGUAAAAAUGACCUCGGCGGUCGAGUUGUUUCUUGGCGUAGUUUGAUUGUACUGCAAUAUUUGUACUUUUCCAUGUUGAAACUUAAUAAAUUUCCACCAUCCUAU
Molecule: messenger RNA, 9417 nt
Organism: Argiope bruennichi
Lineage: Eukaryota; Metazoa; Arthropoda; Arachnida; Araneae; Araneidae
Product: ELAV-like protein 4
Exons: 8
Coding region: 704-1828 (374 amino acids)
Cellular component (GO): ribonucleoprotein complex
Molecular function (GO): RNA binding
Source: RefSeq, a predicted model, not a curated record